Molecule: messenger RNA, 2724 nt
Organism: Acanthaster planci (crown-of-thorns starfish)
Lineage: Eukaryota; Metazoa; Echinodermata; Asteroidea; Valvatida; Acanthasteridae
Cellular component (GO): cytoplasm
Molecular function (GO): glycosyltransferase activity
Source: RefSeq, a predicted model, not a curated record
AUGCAGAUACACGACCAUCGCAGCUUGAAGAAGACCCCGAAAAGGUGCCUUCUUCCUCUUCUCCUGUCUGUAGCUCUGGUGAAUUUCUGGCUUGCAGUAAGGCUCGCAGAUACCAGGGUCUAUGCGGACCCAGACAAGAGCGAUGACCGAGCUGUGAACCGGGACGAGCCCGUUUUGGGACAAGACAGGCAAAGGCCGUCUAACAGCAUUGCUGCUCCUUGCCCGCAUUGGUGCCACGGGUUCCCCUUUCGCGGUAUUAUUAAGCGAACGACGCACGCCGAGGUGCCGACCGACGACAGCGGCAAAAAAAACUCCAAGCCGUACUUUCUCACGGCCGUGCUAUCUGUCCGAAUUUACGACUGGAAGGAUAAAGCGAAGCUCAGCACCCGCGAGCUCAUCCAGUGGCUGCGGUACAUCAGCUACGCCGGUGGAGACCAUGUGUAUCUGUACGACGCUUACGUAUACCAGAAUGAGUCACAGAAAGCAGGCCUGAAGGAUUUCAUCGCCAGCGGCUUCCUGACGUACACGGACUGGCACCACCGAGCCACACCGUUCUCUCUAGGCUGGACCCAGGCCGGCGCCUACCUUGAUUGCCUCGAGCGCUGGGGGAACCUCAGCUCUUGGCAGCUCGGGGUCGACAUGGAUGAGUACCCGUUCCUGCCGGCCGACCGCGAGCCCGGGUUUCUCGCCCGGUACUUGCGGGAGUUCGACACCUCUUCGCCCACAGCGGCCAGCAUCUCCGAGCUCAGCAUGCAGAACUUCCUCUACCUUGGCAAACCGCUUGACGUCGCCAAACACCCGAUCCUAAUUGACAGGAUUUGGAGGCGGACCAAAGAGCCCGCAAAUCACUUGGUCAAGCCUGUGUACAGGCCAGCCGCCGUGAGAUGGCCUGAUAUACACCACAAUUCACUGAAGUACGGGACCAGAAAGAUUUUGCCUGAAACUGAUCUGCGAAUGAACCACUACUGGGGUGCGCGGCUUCAGAACUGGGGCGAAGACACGCAGGAAGUGCUGGAAAUGACCAUGGAGGACAGAAGUAUGGAACCCAUUGUUACCAACCUUUACAAAUGUGACUCUUGCCGGCCUCCGUAGCUGUGAACCAAAUCUGAUUCUUCUGUAUCCUUUGUGCAAACUACACGAAAUCUUAUUUUUGUUUUAAUUCACUGAGUUUCAAAAGUAAAUGAUGCUGUUACAUCCCACUUCCGGGGCGGAAUCCUUAAUUUAAGAACUUGGCUGUACCGGUACCACCGUGUCCAUUCUUUUUGAAUCCAGAUAAUUUUCCACUACUUAUAUCUAUGUUUCAUUGCAAUUCAAGAUAAUGAUUUUGUCGUUGUAGCAAUUUGGCCGUUGCUUCACGUGUGCCAGUUUACGUACAUUAAACACGCUAAAUCGGAAAAAGUAUUCAUUUUUGCCUUACUCUUCUUGAUUAAAUAGGAUUUUCCCGAGAAUGGUAUGUCUGAUUGUUACACAAUUGAUGUUUAAAAUGACCACAAAAAAGGCUUGGCGCAAGAGACACAUACAUUGCAAUGGUAUUGGAGAGAAAGUUGAAGCGGGAAUUCUGGCAUGGCUCAUUAAGGGUUAAAUAUUUAUAUUUACAACGUACAGCAGUGCAGCAGUUGAAGGGGGAAUUCUGGCCUGGCUUAUUAAGGGUUAAAUAUUUAUAUUUACAACGUACAGCAGUGCAGCAGUUGAAGGGGAAAUUCUGGUCUGGCUCAUUAAGGGUUAAAUAUUUAUAUUUACAACGUACAGCAGUGCAAUGCGUGCUAACCACUUUGCGAAAUAUAAUAUUAUGCAGUUGUUUUAAGAUAAAAAAUAUAGCUAUUGCUGCGGUUGUUCCAGUCGUAGAUUCUCUCAUCUAGGGUUCGCGGCGAAAGCAUGAACAAAUUCUCAUUUUUUAAUACUAAAACGUCGACCCAAGAAUUACUCUGUGCGGCCGCCAUAUGCCAUGUCAAAGUCAUGUCCUGAGUCAAAUUUGUCAUUAUUUUCGGUUUCAAAAUGAAACGGUAAAUUGUAAUGGCAGAUUUAGGCCUAUAGCUAGAAUUUUUUUCCGAAAUGCGUGGAACCAUUCAACACAUUUUGACGAAUCUGUUACGUGGCUCGAAAAUCAGGAAUGUAUUCCGAUAUUGUGGCUGACAAAGCAGUUUUCAGCAUUGGAAAAAUACCGCAUUUGUUGCUGAAGCUUGCCUAGUGUACUUAUGGUGGUAUACCGUUUCCGACACUGCGUUCCCGUGUCCAAAACUAAUUUUCAAACGUCUCGAAAUUGAUCAAAGUUAUUUGUGCAAUUGAAUUUCUUCCUGUUUUGCUGAUUCAUGGAUAUACUAAUGUUAGAGAAUAUGCUCUACUUUGGGUUGUAUGAAUUUGUUGGCGUUUGCAUUUCGAGCCCAAUUUAAACAAUAACAAUAAUAAUUGAAAGCGAUGGUAAAAAACAAAUAUAACCAGUCCAGGUCAUGAACGUAUGCAAUAAACUAUACGGCUCUCUUUUCUGCCUACGUAAUUUGACUGUCGACGGUGUAAUGUUCUUUCAUUGUUUUUGCUGACCCCUUACACUUGCGGCAUUUAUUAUGUUAAAACAUCGGGCUGCUUAUGUAUAAAAAAUAAAUUUCGUUCUUCUCGACCAGCAUCCCAACGAAAAUAAGUGAUGCGUGCUUAUAAUAUAUUGAGUACAUUAUGUACUUUAUAAGCUCUUCUAAAACGAUUUCACGUAAAUUUCAAAAUCACUUUAAA